AUGGCCUUUUCUUUUGACCUAGCCGUCACAGAAGAAAGAUGCAAGAACCACCACGAAGCUACACGGGAGGAGAUUCCUUUUGAUAUCGUGAUAGAGAUUCUCACGAGACUCCCUCCUAAAUCCCUUAUGAGAUUCAAAUCAGUCUCAGAGCUCUGGUCAUCCUUUAUUUGUUCCCAAUAUUUCACCAACCGUUUCCUAAAAGCUUCACCAUCGCCGCCACGUCUAUACAUGUGGUUGUGCGUCGACAACAACAAAAACGUAUUACUAUCAUCAUCUUCGGCUUCUACUGUGUUAUCCUUUGUUGUUGACCAAGACUUGACCAUCCCAGCGAUGGAAGGCUACUCAGUCUCUCAGGUCUUUCGCGGGUUGAUGUGCUUUACAAAAGGUGCAAGGGCGAAAAUAUUCAACACUAGCACUAGGCAGCUUGUCAUCUUACCCGACAUAGAGGAAUCCAACAAGUGGAGGUAUAUCAAGUACCAUAUAGGACACGACCACGUUCAUGAUCAAUAUAAAGUGGUUUGCACAGUUUCAAGACGCAGCGACGAAGCUGGAGAGUUCAUAACGUUCCUGUCAGAGCAUUGGGUCUUGAUACUAGGAGGAGGAGAUGGAUCAAGUCGAUGGAGAAAGAUUCCAAGCCGAUGUCCACCGCAUCAAGCUUUGACACAAGCAGUGACUAUCAACGGGCGUAUGCAUUACCUAGCUUGGGUUCGUUUGUAUCAUCCUGUGCUUGUUACUUUCGAUGUUGAUUCUGAAGAAAUCAGUAUCCUCGAAGGAAUACGUAAUUUUCCAUCGUUUGUUAUUAACACUGGUGUUGUAGAAUACGGUGGAAGAGUAGCUGUUUUACGCCAUAUGUAUCUUAAAGACAAAGCUGAGAUGGAUCUAUGGGUUAUGGAAGAUGAAGAAAAGAAUACGUGGUCACACAAGACUGUGGUGUCGCAUCAUCCUUCUCAUAUGCAUAUGGUCAAUAGCAUCAGCUUGAGGGUACAAGGUACAACUAGAAACGGUGAGGUUAUCUUUGUGCCUCAAAAUGUAACUCGGACCGGCAAUACUGUCACCGGAGCAAAAAAUACAACUCUUUUCCACGUUUUUCUUUACAAUCUAGAAAGGAAUCGUAUGAGAAAAGUUAAAAUCAAAGAAACAUCAAACCGGUAUCUCACCAAAAAAUGGGAUGUUGUUGGAUUUGAUGAUACUGAGAACUUGAUGUAUCUCUAA
Messenger RNA from Thlaspi arvense, 1212 nucleotides. The record is from the annotation of a GenBank genome assembly. NCBI's taxonomy places the organism in Eukaryota, Viridiplantae, Streptophyta, Magnoliopsida, Brassicales, Brassicaceae.